UGAACCAUUCAACAUUUUGAUCCGUUGUCUUCAACUAAAUCAAUAAUAAUCUACUGACCAGUAACUUUUUUUCAUAUCUCUUCAAGUGUGGAAUAGGAUGAUUUAAUAUAUUGCAGAUUCAAGCCGCUCAACCAUCCGCUUUUUCCCAUUUUCAUCAAAAGAUCCAUUUUGUUUAAGUUUUUCUGUCUUUCUCAAUAGAGGGCUUUUAUCCCUUGCAAAAUCAUCAGUAAGUGGGCAGGAUUUUCCCAGAAUUCCCAACUAGUCCAGCUCUCAGACUAGAAGCUCAACGCCCCUGAGCAAAGAGCAAAAGUCCACAUCCCUGGCUUGCGUUGCUGCACACCAGUCUGGAUCGAUGCCUCUAGAGUCUAGAGGAACAAAGAAAGAACAAGAAACGCCGACUUUAAGACUUUUGGAGUGUUGAGACUAGAAAAUGUCUUUAGCCGUCUCACUGCUCCUCGUCGCUCUGUGUGCUGGCGCAGGAUACGGCGAGGAGGGAACGCAGGCUCAGAAAGCUGGCCAUGUUUCUGUGGUCGUAGUCGGAGGAACUGGAGACCUGGCGAGGAAAUAUUUGUGGCAGGGAUUCUUUCAGCUGUAUGUGAGCCAGGUCAGUGGCGGAAACACCUUUUCUUUCUACGGGGGAGGCUUGUCCCCGUCUGAACAGGCCACGCCGGUCCUCUUUGAGAUCCUGAAGGCGGUCACCUGCUCCAAGGACGUUUCUCAGGACCGCUGCGCCAUCCUGAAGGACCAGUUCCUGCGGCUCUCGCAGUAUCGGCAGCUGAAGACUCUGGAGGACUACCAGGAGCUAGCCCGGCACAUCGAGCAGCAGCUCCAGCAGGAGGGAAUGACGGAGGCCGGACGCCUCUUUUACCUCUCGGUCCCGGCUUUCGCGUACGCAGGUGUUGCGGAGAAGAUCAACAGCAGCUGCAGGCCGGCCGACGGGACCUGGCUGAGGGUCGUCCUCGAGAAACCGUUCGGACACGACUACCUCAGUGCUCAGGUGUUGGCGACCGAGCUGAUGGGUGCAUUGAAGGAUGAAGAGAUGUACAGAAUCGACCACUACUUAGGGAAGCAGGUGGUGUCAAAGAUACUUCCAUUCAGGAUGGAGAACAGAAAGUUUUUGGACCCCAUCUGGAACAGGCAUCACAUUGAGAGGAUAGAGAUCAUUUUGAAGGAGACUCUGGAUGUUAAAGGUCGGAUUUCCUUCUACGACGAGUACGGAGUGAUCCGAGAUGUCCUGCAGAACCACCUGACUGAGGUCAUGACCCUGCUGACCAUGAAGCUUCCUGCCAAUGUGAGCAACAGUGGAGAAGUUCUUCGAAACAAGCGGGAGGUCCUCGGCUCCAUGCUGCCGUUGGGAAAGAAUCAGGCGGUCGUCGGACAGUACCAGAACUACAAAACCGAGGUCCAACAGGAGCUGAAUAAAACCAAAGAGUACGUCAGUCUGACGUCAACAUUUGCAGCCGUUCUGGCCCACAUCGAGGAUGCGCAGUACGAAGGCGUUCCUGUUCUUCUGGUCUCUGGGAAGAUGCUAGACGAAAGCGUCGGGUACGCGCGCGUCCUUUUCAAGAACGACGUCUUCUGCCUUCAGAGCCAUAACAACGUCCACUGCAAACCCAAACAGAUAGUUUUCCACUUCGGCCACGGCAGUCUCAAAUAUCCAGCGGUUCUGGUCAGCAAGAACUUAUUCAAACCAGUUCUGAAAGGCGGCGAGUGGAAGGAAGUGACGGAGCACAAAGACGUCGACGUUUUGGGUUUGCACAUUUCCGAUUACUUUGUGCAAACUCCGACAACAGAAAGGGAAGCAUACUCAGAGCUCAUCCAUCACAUUUUUGCUGGACAGAAGAAUAAUUUUGUCAGCACUGAAAACCUGCUGGCCUCCUGGGAAGUCUGGACUCCGCUCCUCAGCGCCCUGAGGGCGUCCUUCCCCCGGAUCUACCCCGGCGGCGCCGACAACGGAGACAUGCUGGACGUCCAUCUGAGGGGGAAGGAAAUCCGCUUCAACAGCGAGGCCGUGAUCAUCAGCCCAGAUCAGGCGGGAGGGCCGUCGGCCAGCAGCUUCCAGGUGAUGCAAGGGAAGUUUCGCGGCGCUGAGAUGGUGUCCGCCUGGUCGGAGGAGCUGGUGGAGCGGCUGGCCGCGGAUAUGCAGGAAGCAGCCGAGGCAGCCGUGCGGGAGGGCGGGAUCUUCCACCUGGCGCUCUCUGGGGGCUCCACUCCGCUCGCUCUGUUCCGCAGGCUGGUCCUGCACCACUUCUCCUUCCCCUGGAGAGACACGCACGUCUGGAUGGUGGACGAGCGCUGCGUCCCACUGACUGAGGCGGACUCCAACUUCCACAGCAUGCACAAACACCUGCUGCAACACGUGAGGAUACCGUACUACAACAUCCACCCCAUGCCGGUGCAGCUCAACCAGCGGCUCUGCGUGGAGGAGGACGGAGGAGCCCAGCUGUACGAGAAGGAGAUCAACAAACUCGUCAACGUCUCCAGCUUUCACUUUGUGCUGCUGGGCGUCGGAUACGACGGCCACACCGCUUCUCUGUUCCCCGGCGGGAAACUGAACGAGGCGGGAGGAAGUCUGGUGGCUCUCACAGAGAGCCCCAUCAAGCCCCAUCAGAGAAUGAGCCUCACCUUUAGCGCCAUCAACCGAGCUCGCACCGUCGCUCUGCUGGUGAUGGGCAAAGGCAAACAUGAGCUGGUCACCCAGCUGAGCCGAGUUAAGGACAACCUGGAGAAAUAUCCCGUCACCUGGGUGAAGCCAGAUAAUGGAAGGCUAGUUUGGUAUAUAGAUUAUGACGCACUUUUAGGAUAGGCGAUUAUGCACCGUAAAAACACAAACGCCAAGUAUUUUCAAACUGUUUUCUAAUGCAAAAUAUCUUUGUACGCCAGAAAUAAGACGGAAUUAACUUUUCAGCAAUAAAUAGGAGGUGGUUUUAAGUAAAUGAUUCCUAUUGAUGAAAAUGGUGGAAUAAAACAUUUGUCCUAUAUCAUAAGUUAAAAUGUCAUGUCCCAGUUAUAAAUAGCACUUCUGAAAAGUUACUUGUAAGUUAGUCUUGUCUUAUCUCAAAUGUGCCAAGACAUCAGCAUUAGAAACUAGAUCAAAAAUACUUGGUGAGAUUUUGUGUUUUUCUUCUGUUCAAUCAGAGAAUGCAGCUGCUUUAAUGGAAGUGGUGGUUAGGAAGCGACACCAAGGUGACCAGGAACUUCAGGUUUUUGCUUUAACCAUAAAUCACAUUUACUAAACAUUUCCUUGUUUGAGCUUAGGACAACACAGCUCCAGUCACAAGUUUAUGCAACAUCUUAUAAUUACCUAUUUUAACCAUUCUUUUGAUUGAUUUCUAAAAAUUGGGAUUUUUUUUUUCUAAACAUUUGUCCAAAUUUUACAUACCGGCUCAAAUAUAUACAUACACCAUAACUACUAUUUGAAGUGAUGCCUUAGAAAGUUACAGAGAAACCACUUUCUGCAGCCAUGAACUGGGCUGGAUGAUCAAUCUUCUUAUAUUUGACACUAAAAACACAUUUAAAUCAGUUGAUAUAAUGACACAGACCAGUGUCUUUAAACCUAUUUAAACCUUUCUUUCAGGUUUAGAGGCAUUCGAGCAGCUUACUGUUGGUUUCAUUCUCUAUUUCAUAAUCAGACUUAAUGUCUUUUAUGGUCUUUUUACUUCCAAUUAUGUCCAAAUUUCAGCCAUUGUUAAACUGAGGUGAAGUUGUUGAACCUGGAGGUUGUCCUGCUUCUACUUUGAGCCAUGCUCAAAUACCGCUAUCGUUGAAACAAACCCUCAGAAUGACGCUGUCACCGCCAUGCUUCACGGUCGGUACUGUGUUCUCCAUCAUCAAACAUUCUUUUUGUUUUAUGGCCAAAUACUGUUUUCUCCAGAAGUUUCCUGGUCGGAGCUGAAAAUUUCACUAAUUCCUGCAGGAUUAAGUUUUAGAUUCUGCAAAGAUACUAAAUGGUGUCCCAGUUUAUUACAGACGUGAGCCUUGAUUGAAUUUUCUGACCAAUUUUCUUUCCUCUGAGGCUGACAAUUUUCUCCAGUUCCUAACAAAAACAAACUUUCUAGAGCUGCAAAACCAACAACUCUUAUUAUAUAGGUAAGUCGUAUUAAAUUAAAGAAACACAAUCCUAUUUCUAAGAAACAAAAGUAAUUUUAUAGCAUUAUGAAGAUAUUUUUUAGAAGAAAUGUUUCAUAUUUAUGAAAAAUAAAGGAACAACAUAGUUUGCAGCCUAACAAAAAUAAGAUUAUGUUUUUGUAUCACUAGUGCCAUUCUGUGGUGGACAUUUUAUACAAAUGUUGCAUAAAAAAAGCUGAACAGCAGGUUUUUUUUCAUUACUUUAACAUUUAAAAACAUGGCUCCGUUCUUAAUCACUUUUGGCAAAGCUUGGACGACCACAUGUGCCAAAUGAACUGCGGUUUGCAGCCUCCAGGGUGGGAGGGUUGAAACAUGGACAAAACUGCAGAAAAAUGAUCCCAGUUGGACAAAAACAGAGCAGUUUUGGUUUGGCUAACGGAAAGUAACUUCAGGCAUGACACCAAAUUCAGCCCUGCUGGCACUGCAGCGACUAUAAUUAAACACCACAAUGGAAAAGGAGCUGUUCAAAUAAAUCUUUAAAAGACCCAAAUUGGUAACAUUUAUCUUCAUGCGAGUGUAUGUAAACUUCUGAUCUGCACUGCCAGUCAAACAAGUUUAUUAGAUCAGUGGAAAUCUACUAGGAUUUGGGUCAGUACAUUUCACUUUAAGAAGCCCUUUAGGCAACUAGUUAUGAGUUAUAAAUAAAGUGUGGUGAUAAAGUUAAGCUUUCAAACACAGCAGAGUGCCCAGUAUUUGCAGUUUACAGUUAAUGGCCAAAAACUUCUGGUUCUUUCCUAUCAAAAGGUGAAACAUUAUGUGAAAUCUGCGUGAGUGAAUGCAGUUGAAGAUUUGUUUCAUAGCGUUUAUGAAACGGUGUGAUCUGAGUGGAGAUGUAGACGAAUCACAGGAAUCCAAGUCUCCAGCUCGGAGCAGGAAGUUUGAAGCAUGUGAUGCUGUGAAAUCUGGUGCUUAGAGCCAAACAAACACAAGAGAGAUUUAUUUUAGACAGAAUCGGUGUGUUUGUUUGUGCAAGUCGUAGCAAAUCUCAGGUGUUUCUGCAGAUACUUGGUGGCAGGGUUACAAUGCAAUUAAGAAAAGUCUUAAAAUCGAGGUUUUCUAGCGUGAUGACGGUUAUUUGUGGUGCAGAGAUUUUUAAUCAGCAUAUCAAUAAACAUUCCUUUCAGGUUAUUUCUGUACAAUCUGCAGGUGAUUUUUAUUUUUUGAAACUUUUUCGUUUCAGACAGAAUUGAUUGUAUUUCAGUGAAUUGUUUAUGAAGUUUGCCUUGAGAGUUUUCUUUCAAUAAAAAUCUGAUUUAUUAU
This is a messenger RNA of Poecilia latipinna (sailfin molly), 5388 nucleotides long. RefSeq names its product hexose-6-phosphate dehydrogenase (glucose 1-dehydrogenase) (gene h6pd). The transcript has 5 exons. Gene Ontology annotation, molecular function: NADP binding; glucose-6-phosphate dehydrogenase activity; 6-phosphogluconolactonase activity. Gene Ontology annotation, cellular component: endoplasmic reticulum. The record is from RefSeq and is a predicted model, not a curated record. Bases 431 to 2806 code for a protein of 791 amino acids. NCBI's taxonomy places the organism in Eukaryota, Metazoa, Chordata, Actinopteri, Cyprinodontiformes, Poeciliidae. Gene Ontology annotation, biological process: glucose metabolic process; pentose-phosphate shunt, oxidative branch; pentose-phosphate shunt.